Molecule: messenger RNA, 2909 nt
Organism: Haplochromis burtoni (Burton's mouthbrooder)
Lineage: Eukaryota; Metazoa; Chordata; Actinopteri; Cichliformes; Cichlidae
Product: zinc finger C3H1 domain-containing protein
Biological process (GO): RNA processing
Cellular component (GO): nucleus; exosome (RNase complex)
Molecular function (GO): protein binding
Source: RefSeq, a predicted model, not a curated record
GCAGCACAUGAGGAACUGCACUCUGAGCGGGAACCAGCUCUUCCAGGACAUCCUGUCCUACGACCUGUCGCUGAUCGGCUGCUCCGACGGCAGCUCGGACGAGGACGUGUGCGCCGCCACAGAGAAGUACAUGAAGAGGCUGUUCGGCUCUAACAAGGACCGCAUGGGCGUCGACCAGAAGGCCGUCCUCCUCGUCAGCAAAGUCAACGAAAGCAAGCGCCACGUCCCGCCCUACACCACCUACAAGGAUGCGAGGAGGUGGAGGCCGAAGCCAUCGACGCAAAGUGACCUCAGUCCUGAGGACGACGGCAGCGGCGACGAGGGGAUGGCGGCCGGUCACGUGACACCUGGCAGAGACAGCGGCGCUCACGCCGUCCUCUCUGCUCUGGACGCGUGCGUCACCUCGGAGGACAAACGCUACUUCAUCAGUGAGACGGACGACAUCGCCAACCUGGAGGCCAGCGUCCUGGAGAGCCCCCGAGACACUCAGCUGUGGAUCAAGCUCGCCUUCAAAUACCUCAGUCAGAGCGAGACCUCUGCGGCAGAGUGUUUGGAAGCCGCCCUGAACACGCUGUCACGCGCUUUGGAGAGCAACUGCGAUAAUCCCGAGGUGUGGAGCCAUUACCUGUCCUUGUUCUCCAGGCGGGGCAGCCGGGAGGAGGUGCAGGAGAUGUGCGAGAUGGCGGUGGAGCACGCCCCUGACUACAGAGUGUGGUGGAAUUACCUGAACCUGGAGAGCUCAUUUGAAGGGAAAGACUACGUGUGCGAGCGUCUGCUGCAGUUCCUCCUCGCCGAGGCGUCGUCUGGAGUCACAGAGAUGCUGUCCUUCGAGCUGAUGGAGGCGCUGCUCUACAGAGUCCAGCUGAGCCUGUUCACAGGCCGGCUGGAGAGCGCGCUCGCCGUCCUGCAGAACGCUCUGAAGUCACCUCAGGACCGGAGCAUCGCCGACCACCUGAUGGCCGCCGACCGGGCGCUGCUCUGGCUCUCCUACAUCCACCUGACGGAGUUCGACCGACUGCCGGCGUGCCUGUAUGACCCCGCGGAGUCCGGCCCGUCCCGUGUAGUCAGCAGGGAGCCGUUCCUGCUGCCAUGGAGGACGCCGCAGGACAUCAGCACGCCUGCCGACAUCCUCAUCGCUCUCUUCCAAGAUGGCGUCCGUCAGUGCAGCGACGACCACGCAUCUGACAGCGAGAGGACGCUGGCCUGCCUUCCUCUGCACACCAACCUCAUCUUCCUCUACAAGUUGCUACAAAGGUACAGCGAGGGCGUCGCGCUGUGCGAGUCGCUGCUCGAGUUCUGUCCCGAGUCGUGCGUUCUGCGAGACGCUGUGGCCGACCUCCACCUGCACGGCGGGAGCGGCGACCGGGCGGUCAGCAUGUGGCUCCACGCUCUGGCCGAAUGCCCCCACAACGCCGAGGUCUUCUACCACUGCUGCAAGUUCCUCAUGGCUCAGGAGGAGGCGGGCGCCAUCACGCCGCUGUUCAGAGGCUUCGUGCUGUCGCUUUGCGAGGACGAGCAGAGUCCGAGGACGCCCGUAGAUGUGCUGCGGCACAUCCUGGGCUUCUCCUCUUCCUCCGAGCUGCUGGGAGGUCCCGUCAUCAAGAAGGAGCUGCAGGAGCGGCUGAGCCAGCAGAUGAGCUUCCUCCACCUCAUUCACUGUCGGUGGCAGUGGCUGCACGGCUCGGUGGAGGACGCGGCGGAGGCGUUUGAGCGCGCACUGGGGGCGGUCACCCAGCUGGAGGAGCUUCACAGGCUGUGGAUGGAUUACCUGACGUUCAGCUGCAGCCCGCAGGCCCGCGCCGCCACCGCCGCCUCACAGUCCAGGACGUUCUCAGACCUGGUCCAGCGCUGCCUCAGCACCACCCCCUCAAGACUCGAGCUCCCCUUCAACGCCGCAGAGUUCUGGAGCUGCUACCGCUUCCACAACAAGGUGGUCGCGCUUUACCUGAGCUGCCUGCCGCCAUCCCAGCAUGCACUGGUUCUGGAGAGACUGUGCUACACUAUGCCCAAUAACACUGAGCUGGGCCUCAGGUUGUUGCACCAGGAGUGGCUGGAUGGGAACGUGGAGCACCUGAAGUUCCAGGCCCGGAUGCUGAGCGGUAACACCCCCAAGUGUCUGAGCAGCUGGAAAAUAGCAAUUGCUGUGGAGGAGGAGCUAAAGGAGCGAGCUGAGGUGCGUCACAUGUUCCAGCAGGCCCUGCAGAACCUCCCACUGAGCGCAGCCCUGUGGAAACAUCGUCUGCUGCUGGAGGCAGCGGACGGCGGGGCCUCGGAGCGCCUUCGGCGGCUGUGGGACUGCUGUCAGCGGGCGGGGGUGAGCGUGAGCGGGGGCGUCGGCCCAUCGCUCGGCGAGGACGGCUGAUCAGACUGAUCAAUAAUAGAUCAAUAAUGAGAGGCUGUAGGUGACUGAGUGAGAGCAGACGAGGUAAGCCAGACGUCCCCCUCCCCGGCCGCUGAAGCCACGCCCCCUCCGGGAGCGCGUCGGUGUGAGUGUAAGUAUCGAGAGCUGAGUGCCGCCCUCACUCUUCAUCACCUUUCUUUAGUUCCUCACUUUUCAGUUGGAGUCAUUUCCCUCCCUUUUAUAUCUCAUUUACCCGGCGGGGGGAGGGGGGUGCUGAGGGUGUGUUUGGCGCCUGUGUGUGUGUGUCAAGAGGACGCCGCCGUCGCCUGUCUGUGGACUCUUUAGUUAAACAAACUGAGUGUUACUGAGGCGACGCGGCGAGAAAGGGAGCGGAUGCAGAGACUGGACCGACCACCGCCGCUGUUGGCCACGCCCCUCUGAGACUCAUGUGCAAUGUGCUUUUGUUUUGUCAAUCAGCUGAUUAAAGAGUAUUAGCAGCAGAGGAGAUGCGCGUCCUGCCACUGAUGUUUUUUACAUUCACCUGUUAUUAAAUUAUUUUCUAAAAUAA